ACUUGUUCUCUAUUGUUGUUGACGAUAUCAGAUCUCGUCAUUCUGUUGUUGUGGCUUAACUGGAAUUGUUCUGUUGUUGAUUGUGUAUACACCUUUUGUCGGAGCUGUUGUUCCGAUGGAUAAAGCUUGGGUUUGGUUACCAAGGAAUAGCCUUGAGUAUGAGGAAGGAGCAACUAAGUUUGUGCUUGAUGCAACAAGUUGUUUGGGUAAUGUAUUAGCUAUGUUCUGUCCUUGCGUUGAUUGCCGGAAUGUGGUUCAUCAGUCAAAUGAGACAGUGUUGGAGCAUCUAGUGAUUAGAGGGAUGGAUCUUAAGUACAAGAGAAGCAAAUGUUGGAGUAAACACGGGGAGAUAAGUGAUAAGACAGCAGAUGUUCAUGCGUCUGAAAAUGAGGCUUAUGACUUGUUUAGGACAGCUUUUAUGGAAAGCGAGGGCAAGCAAUCAUCUCAGCAGAAUAAUGUAGAAGAGUCUGAAACAGUAGAGAGGUUAAUCCUUCUUGUGUGUUCUGUCAUGAAUUACAGAAACCAGAAACCUUUUGUUGUUCACAUGUCACUACUCAAGGGAAUUUUGGUCAAGCCUCACCUCAAAACUUCUUACUCGACAGUACUCUACUAUUCUCAAGCUCCUCACGGACAAGACAUUGGAAAAGGAUCGUUUGUUUCUGUUAAGAUAUACAUUCCAGAUUACCGUUUACUCCAUAUGGAAAGAAAAAAACAGUAGAAGAUAUGGCGAAAAUCCACUUCAAUCAAUCCACUUACUAAAAAAGCUAGACAAGGAUUUUCGAAACAGGAAAUAUUCCAUAAGAGAGCAAGGAGAUGGAAGAUAUAAAGGAUGUAUGGCGGUUUGGUUUGCAACAAGAUAAGAAAGAUCUGUUUUUUCU
Messenger RNA from Arabidopsis arenosa, 878 nucleotides. NCBI's taxonomy places the organism in Eukaryota, Viridiplantae, Streptophyta, Magnoliopsida, Brassicales, Brassicaceae. The record is from the annotation of a GenBank genome assembly.